AUGAAUAAUACAGAUGAGAGGAGCCAAGCCACAGAGGAAUGCUUAGAAGACACACAGGCUGCACACGAACAGACUGAAAAUGUUAUAAUAGAAGAAGAAACAUGCACUUUAUGCAAUGAUUCUGCACAGUGCGUAACAGUAUGCAAACACUUCUUCUGCUAUACAUGCGCAAGAGGAUUUAUUACUCAGUCAACUAAGUGUGUAGUGUGCAGUGAAGAAACCAAUGGAAUAGUAUUUAUCACUGUAAAUGAAAGUAGAAACAAACAAAGUAAAAAGAAGUAAAGAAGUAUUCAAUGGAGUAAUAUUAAUAAAUACAGAAUUAAUGUGUGCACAGACACUUUAUUCCGUCCAACCCGAAACACUCCAAAUACAUAA
Nematocida parisii ERTm1 is the source of this 375-nucleotide messenger RNA. RefSeq lists its product as uncharacterized. The transcript has a single exon. The record is from RefSeq and is a predicted model, not a curated record. The coding region runs from base 1 to 282 and encodes 93 amino acids. NCBI's taxonomy places the organism in Eukaryota, Fungi, Microsporidia.